Mesoplodon densirostris (Blainville's beaked whale) is the source of this 1659-nucleotide messenger RNA. RefSeq names its product sialic acid-binding Ig-like lectin 5. Gene Ontology annotation, cellular component: plasma membrane. Gene Ontology annotation, molecular function: sialic acid binding. Gene Ontology annotation, biological process: cell adhesion. The coding region runs from base 1 to 1659 and encodes 552 amino acids. The transcript is spliced from 9 exons. Lineage: Eukaryota; Metazoa; Chordata; Mammalia; Artiodactyla; Ziphiidae. The record is from RefSeq and is a predicted model, not a curated record.
AUGCUGCCCCUGCUGCUGCUGUCCCUGCUCUGGGGGGGGUCCCUGCAGGAGGAACGAGGGUACUGGCUCCAAGUGCAGGAAUCAGUGACGGUGCAGGCGUGCCUGGGGGUCCACGUGCCCUGCUCUUUCUCCUACCCUUGGAGUUCGUGGUACUCCUAUGGAGAACCCUUCAUCUAUUGGUUCCGGGAAGGGGACGACAUACACCGCAGUGAUCCUGUGGCCACAGACAACCCAGGGAGACGAGUGAAGCCAGAGACCCAGGGCCGAUUCCACCUCCUCGGGGACCCCAGGAAAAAGAGCUGCUCCCUGAACAUCAGACAUGCCAGGAUGAGCGACACAGGAGUCUAUUUCUUCCGAGUGGAGGGAGGUGAUGUGGAAUACAGUUACACAGAUAAGAAGCUGAAUUUGCAGGUGACAGCCCCAACAGAGAAACCUGACAUCCAUUUUCUGGAGGCUCUGGAGUCCGGCCGCCCCACAAAGCUGACCUGCCGCCUGUCACUAGUCUGUGAUGGGGGAAGAGUUUUCUCAUUCUCCUGGGCAGGGGAUGCCCUUGGUGCCAUGGACCCAGAGACCCUCCACUCCUCGGUGCUCACCUUCACCCCGAGGCCCCAGGACCAUGGCACCAACCUCACCUGUCGUGUGAACCUCCCAGGAGAUCAAGUGACCAUGGAGAGAACCAUCCGGCUCAAUGUCUCCUAUGCUCCGUGGAACCUCAGCAUCAACCUCUCCUUCAGAAAUGUCACAGCCCUCAAGACUCUGCAAAACAGCUCAUCCCUUCUCAUCUCGGAGAGCCAGGCUCUGCAGCUGCUCUGUGUUGCUGACAGCAACCCCCCUGCACAGCUGAGCUGGUUCGGGGCUUCCCCAGCCCUGAACGCCACCCGCAUCUCCAGCACCAAGAUCCUGGAGCUGCCAGGCUUUGGCGCUGCAGAAAGAGAAUUCACCUGCCGAGCUCAGAACCCCCUGGGCUCCCAAAAUACCUCUCUGAGCCUCUCCGUGGUCUACCCCCCGCAGCUGCUGGGACCCUCCUGCUCCCAGGAGGAUGAGGGUCUGCACUGCGACUGUUCCUCCCGAGCUCAGCCGGCCCCCUCCCUGCGCUGGCGGCUGGGGGAGGGGCUGCUGGAGGGGAAUUUCAGCAGCGCCUCCUUCAAGGUCACCUCCAGCUCGGCUGGGCCCUGGGCCAACAGCUCCCUGAGCCUCCGCGAGGGGCUCAGCUCUGGCCUCAGACUCAGCUGCGAGGCCCUGAACGUCCACGGGGCCCAGAGCGCCACUGUCCUGCUGCUGCCAGGGAAACCGGCAUCCCUGACCGGAGUGGUUUGUGGGGCCCUUGCAGGUGCCGGUGCCAUGGCCUUGCUGUCACUGUGCGUGUGCCUUGUCUCCUUUUGCAUAGUGAAAGCCCGCAGAAAGCAGGCAGCCAGGAGACCAGCGGGUGCGGAUGGUGAAGACCCCGUCAUGGGUAUCGUUGCCUGGGGUUCCAGGCAAAAGCCCUGGCCAGACGGCCCCCCAGACCAGACGUCGUCCCCUGCAGAGGAUGCCCCGCCUUCAGGGGAGCAACAGGAGCUCCAUUACGCCUCCCUCAGCUUUCACGGGAUGAAGUCCCGGGAGCCUUUGGACCAGGAGGCCACCAACAUCACCGAGUACUCAGAGAUCAAAACAAGCUAA